Sphaerulina musiva SO2202 is the source of this 3503-nucleotide messenger RNA. Its product is annotated as IdgA domain protein. Gene Ontology annotation, molecular function: pseudouridylate synthase activity. Lineage: Eukaryota; Fungi; Ascomycota; Dothideomycetes; Mycosphaerellales; Mycosphaerellaceae. The coding region runs from base 1 to 2286 and encodes 761 amino acids. The record is from RefSeq and is a predicted model, not a curated record. The transcript has 3 exons.
AUGGAUCUGCAGGGCUUGUCGGACUGGACUGUGCGGCCUUCGCAAAGGCACCUCUCGUCCAACAGCAAAUACUUCCAGGUCUCAGAAGAAGUGCAACAGGCCCUUGCGGAGAAGAAGCCAGUAGUGGCGUUGGAAAGCACAAUCUACACCCAUGGCUUCCCCUACCCAGAAAACUUAACACUCGCAUCACGACUAGAGUCCCUCGUCAGAUUGAAUGGAGGAGUCCCAGCUACCAUUGGUAUCCUCGACGGGGUGGCUCGAGUGGGACUUGGCGCAGACGAGCUUGUUCGUCUCGUAGCGACUCCAGCUGCGAAGAUUUCACGGCGUGACUUUGGGUUUGUCCUGGGCAUGAAAGAUGCCCAAGGCAAGUCGUUGAACGGCGGCACCACAGUUUCCGGUACGAUGGUUCUGGCUCACAAAGCUGGCAUCAGAAUAUUCGGCACUGGUGGCCUCGGCGGUGUUCAUAGAGGUGCAGAUCAGACUAUGGAUGUGUCUGCUGAUUUGACAGAGCUGGGAAGGACUCCAGUCGCAGUCAUCAGCUCUGGAUGCAAGUCGUUUCUUGACAUCCCAAAAACAUUGGAGUAUCUGGAAACGCAGGGUGUUGCAGUAGCCACAUUUGCAGAUGGUCGAUCUGGACAAGUGGACUUCCCUGCGUUCUACACCCGCGAUUCCGGUAUCAAGUCAUCCCAAGUUCUUCAUACCGAAGAGGAUGCUGCACGAAUCAUACUGGCGCAACAUGCCCUUGGACUCCAGUCCGGCUUGCACUUUGCCAACCCCAUACCAGAGGAGCACUCUGUGCCAUUUGAGGUAAUGGAGACAGCUAUCGAGGAGGCAUUGAAAGCAGCUCUAGCUGCUGGUGCAACAGGAGCUGCCAGCACGCCUUAUAUACUCGCCAAGAUCAAAGAUAUCACUGGCGAUAAGAGUGUAGAAGCGAACAAGGCUCUAGUAGAGGCGAACGUCAUCCGAGCAACAAAGGUGGCUAUGGCUCUACGAUCCUCACAAACCGACCGCAAGCCCAAUGUCUUCGUCGCUGGAAGUCUUGCUGUCGACCUAGCUUGCGACUUCAAUCCAAAGACUGGUUCUUCUCUGCUGUCACCUGAACUCAAGACGUCAAACCCAGCCAAGAUCGCUCAAUCAUUAGGCGGUGUCGGCCACAAUGUAGCUCGUGCUGCCCACCUCAUGGGUGCCACUGUACGCUUAUGUAGUGCAAUCGGCGACGAUCUAACGGGAAAAGCAGCAUUGGAAGCACUCUCUGCAGCAAAAAUGUCCACAAAAGGCAUUAGCGUUCUUCCAACCGACUCGGGCAGUCGAACUGCACAAUACAUAGCAGUGAACGACACCAGCAAAGAUCUGGUAGUUGCCAUGGCAGACAUGAGCAUCCUUGAAACCCCCUCGGACUCCUCAUCCACCCUGACAGAAACCUUCCACAACUUCUGGCUUCCCCAACUCGAAUCCGCCCGUCCUUCCCACGUCGUCCUAGACGGCAACUGGUCCCCCGAAUAUCUCUCCCUCUGGCUGCAAGCGGCCAACAAGAUCCACGCGCACAUCACAUUCGAACCCGUCUCCAAUAUCAAAUCCACCGGAAUUUUCCACCUCCCUUCUUCCCCUUCUCCCACCUCCUCUUCCUCCUCCUCCUCCUCCCCCUCCUAUAAACUCGGCACUUUCCCCCACAACUCCAUCCACCUCACCACCCCCAACGCCUACGAACUCAACGCCAUGUACACCUCCGGCCGAGAAUCCGGUCUCUUCUCCACUCCGCACUGGUGGUCCAUCAUCGACGCCCUCGGAAUCCCUCACUCGGGCGCACGAGCCCAACUCACCUUCGCGACAUCCAAACGCCUCGUAGACGAAGGCAUUCCACAACAAAGCAUCCAACUCCUCCCUUAUAUCCCCACCGUCUGCUGCAAACUCGGAUCCGAGGGUGUGUUAUUGACGCAGAUUCUGCCUGCGGGGGAUGAACGGUUGAACCAUCCCGAGUAUGCGCCGCAUAUUCUGGCGAGAUGUACAAAUGGCACGGAGGAUAGUGUGGGAGUGGGUGGGGUGUAUAUGAGGUUGUUUCCUGCGGUGGAGGAGGUCGAGGGAGAGCAUGUGGUGAGUGUGAAUGGGGUGGGGGAUACGUUUGUGGGGACGAUUGUUGCGGGGCUGGCUGCGCAGAAGAGGGACGACGGUACUGCUGCUGGGAGAGUGGAGGAUUUCAUUGAUAUUGCGCAACGAGCGGCGGUGUUGACGUUGAAGAGUAAGGAAUCUGUCAGUCCAGGGUUGGGCACGUUGAGGAUGUUGUUGUAAAUGAGAAGAGAGAAAAGAUCAUAGGGAUAUCGAUGUGCAUACUGUUCAAGAAUUAAAUAACAAUCAACGUUACUUGCUCGUGACCCAAGAGCAAAACCAUACGCCAUUACAGUCCGACGCAUUCCAGGGUAUCCAAAAAAAGAAAAGAAACAUUUCGUCAAGUCGUAUACCAUGCAGACACGAAGCCCUGCCUUCCUGCCAUCAUUACUAUUACUCCUCCUCGGUCAACACAUCUCGAGCAUAGCCAUUCGCCUUCUCGCUCCUGAUUCUUCCUGCAAAUUGCGGCGUCCACCUUCCUGUGAACAGUGCCUCGCGUUCGUCUUCAUCGUCGCUGUCGAAUUCCACUUGUUCUUCCUGAGGUGCCUCUAAACUUGUAGGCGGAUAGGUAGAAGUGGCAGCACUGUACCUCCUACUACCCAGCGCUUCACCAUCCUCAAUUGCAUCAGUGUCCGUGGCAGUUUCCCACGUACUGCUUCUACAGACCCUCUUGGUCUCCAGUAUGAACUUUCCAAUCUUGUACUUUUGCCCAUCAUCUUCCGCGUGGAUAUACUUCCAUCCCAGAACACUCCCACAUUGUGAGCAGGAGAUGUCUCCGACAGUGUGAGCGCCGGUGACCAGUUGUCUUGGAACUGGUUUGUGCGUAUACGUGUUCGGUAAGUUGGGCAAAGCAUCGUUGCGUGCUUUCGCAGUCAUGCAGUUCGAGGUGGUCAUGGGACCCGCUGACAGCGUGCUCGAUGGCGAAGGUGCCACGAGAUAGGCGCGUCCAUGCCGACCUGUGAAGCCUUUGCUGAUGAUCUGGCUGCUGAGAGCUAAGUCUGAGAGACAGCGAGCGCAACGCAGGUGAGAUUCAUGACCGUUUAGGUAGGCAUCGUUGUCAGUAGUAGCUGUGCUUGAGGAGAUGGCAGUGGUCAGAGUGGAGGCGUUGCUAUCGGUGCUGGAUUUGCGCCGGCGGAAGGAGAGAGACGGGAUGAGAUACGUGGGGAACAAGGUCGGAGGCGAGGGCAAUGGCAUAUCGCUCUCGCUGUCCUGUUGCUCUUGGAUGUGGUAUGUAGGCCUAGAGAAUGGUAUGUGGUACGAUAAGUGCGCGACCAGCCAGUUCGCGAGCCGUUUCUACCAGCGCAUAUUCGAAGAGCGUAGGUAGGACGGCGUGAGGAUAUCAGCUUUGAGUGUGGCUACAGUCAGUCAGUACCCGACCUAGGAGGUAGGUUAAUGUAGGC